GGUGCACAUGCGUGUUGCAAAUCGGUCAUGAGGAGGGUAGUGACACAGUCGCGAACUUAACAGCGAGUAACAAGUUGUGUGAGAUAUUCGAGCUAGGCGAGUAGUUAUGGCAGACCAUAAUUACACCCCAGCCAUUCUGAGGUAAUUUAUCAAGCUUCCAGUCUCAAACACUAGAUAUACCUGUACCGAAGUCGGAGCUAACGUCUGUGCAAGGCGCAGGGGAGAGUGCUCAGGUUCCGCGACUAACUUGGAUGGUUAUGUUCAUUUAAAGCUUUUCUUAUCCACCAUUCUCUACUGGUUAAUAUAAUGUAUAAAGUUACAAGCAUCAGUCAGCUAUUUCUUUCAACAUCAAGGUCAGGUCAGGUUGGGGAGCAUGCGCUGAUGCAGCACGUUGCCACACCUAUACCAUGCUCUCCCAGUCCAUCUGCUGACUUCAUAGGAAGAGUCACCAGAAAUGUGAAUGUCGCUGCCGAGGGUUGGCUACCUCCCCAGUAUGAGUACCAUGUUUGCAAUUUAGAACAAGUGCCUUCAUCUACUGAUCAUAUUGGGUUUGAUGCAACAAUCAGGAUCAAGAACAUCACUACAGUAGAACAAGCUCAGCAGUGGGUGAAGGCAGCUAAGAGGAGCUCGGGGGUGAUGUGGAGGGUUGAUGUCACCAGACCUAGGUUGGGGAAACGUGUUUUACAUAAGGUUUCUUACAAGUGUCAGCAUAAUGUAAAUGUGAAGUCUAAGACGGCAAAUUCCAGAAGAUCCUCAAAAAAUACAAACUGUCAGGCAAAGAUGUCUGUCACUCUCAAGUACUGUAAUAAUGGGAAGAUUAACCAGAGCAAAGAUCCACACAUGCCUGACUUUCCCUUUGAGGUGAAAAUUCAGAACAAGCACAACCACAACCUGUUUGUUGCAGAGGCUCUCAGACACCGAGAUGUGGGAGAGAAAGCCAUAGAAAGUCUUACAAAACUGUUUGAGAUUGGUCACUCUCCCUCAUCUGCACUGUCUGCCCUGAAGAAUGAUCUGCAAAUGGAGUAUGGGGACAGAUUCGCCUAUGCCUCAGCUAACCGGGAGAUUUGCCCAGACCUUUCAUUUGUGCAAAAACUGUACCAAAAAGUUUGCAGGAAGGAGUAUGGUGCACACACGCAAGAAGCAGGUACAACACAUAAUCAACAGCACUUACAGACAGACCUCACUGCUGACCAGGCAUCCACAUAUGCCCAGCCCAUCAUUGAAGAUCAUAAUGAUGAAGCCAGUCAUGAAAUGCCUGCUAACUUGGUUGAGGCCAUGAUCGACAAACUGUGUCAGCUCCGUGAUGACAACCACUUUAGUCCUGGGCUGGUUGCUAUGGCCAAGCAGUUUAAUCACAUAAAAGAUAACCCAGCAAAGCUACUGUCUGCGAUGCACGGCUUUGGGAAAUCCUCCAACCCUGUAGCAUACAGUGCCAAAGCCAUCAGAAGACCAGCAAAACGUCUACAGCCUACAUCUUUGGACAGUUGUUCCGUCAAAGUGGGGUCAAAGAAGCGUCUGAGCCCUGAACACAGUGGUACAGAACAUCCAUUCUGACUGGAUAAAAAGAGAAAGAGGGAAGUUUCCUCAUCACAGAUUGGGGUGUUGUGUGGCAAUGAACUGUUAGCACAGUUAGCUGUUGGGGCUGCAUUUUUUGGGGGGUGGUUUAAUAUUGAAAUCUGGAGAUUCAGUGGGCCUCUCCCCCACAGUAAUUUUAUUGUUGUACUGUACAUAGUUAAUUGUCAAUAGUUUCUUUUAGAAACUUAUGCAAAAGUAACCUGUUGCACCUGUCAAAAGUUAAUUUACAAACCUAUACAAAGUCCAAAAACUUACAUGCAGUUUAUAUGGAAAUUUACAGUAAUGUACCAUUUGCACUUUACCAUUAGCAUCCUGUGCUACGUCCUGUACUUCUGCUCUGCAUCUUCUUUUGUUUUUACUUUGAGAUGUGCCAAGUCUACUUUAAAUCAACUUUUUGUAGGCAUGCAAUAAAGGGAUAGUGAUACUUCAUGCUUAAAAUUA
This is a messenger RNA of Paramormyrops kingsleyae, 2016 nucleotides long. RefSeq lists its product as uncharacterized. The record is from RefSeq and is a predicted model, not a curated record. NCBI's taxonomy places the organism in Eukaryota, Metazoa, Chordata, Actinopteri, Osteoglossiformes, Mormyridae.